Molecule: messenger RNA, 3274 nt
Organism: Acanthopagrus latus (yellowfin seabream)
Lineage: Eukaryota; Metazoa; Chordata; Actinopteri; Spariformes; Sparidae
Product: zinc finger and BTB domain-containing protein 5-like
Exons: 2
Coding region: 973-2937 (654 amino acids)
Biological process (GO): regulation of transcription by RNA polymerase II
Cellular component (GO): nucleus
Molecular function (GO): protein binding; DNA-binding transcription factor activity, RNA polymerase II-specific; RNA polymerase II cis-regulatory region sequence-specific DNA binding
Source: RefSeq, a predicted model, not a curated record
CAACAUGGUUGAAAAAACAACACCAGUAAACAGAGAGAAAACUCUUUAUUUUUUAUAGUCCUGGAUCUAUACAUUUUCAUUUAUGUUAGAGCAUGUUUUUGUAUUUUAUCCCUAUGUUACUGUAAUUUUGACUGUUCUCUGGCACAAGACCUUUCCUUGGGAUUAAUUCAACUCUAUCUUUUAUCUACACUCCUUACUCUUCAACAUACCAGAUUUUUUAUUUUGUGUUUUCUGAAUAUCGUUGGUUCCCACAAGCAAUGCAACAUGCAACACAUUUCAUUUCAUUUUAUUUUAUUUUUUUUACACCCAUAUAACAAUAUCCCCAUCUCAUUUUCAGUAGUGAAAAAGGAAUCACAAACAUCAAGUGUGUUUUUUUUACAAUAUACACACAUUUUUUAAUCACAAUUUAAACUGGUUGAUAUUUACCUCGAGUGGCAAAAUAUAGUCAAAUAAAAUCCGACCUGCAUUUUGUAUAAAGCAGUUCAAGUUGGCAGUUUAAUUAAUGAUAUUUAUCAGAAUGUUUUCAAAGCUGUACCGUUAUUGAACUCGAAUCUAUUGCACAUCCGGUUGUGACCACCAGGGGGCGGUGUUGUUUACUGUGACGGUCGGCGACACUACAAGUGAUGGAGGCGUCAACAGAGGAAGCUGCUGACCCGGGCAGGCUGCGGGAGCGCCCAGAAACAAUAUCAUCAAUAACAAUAACCAGGAGAAAAGCUACUUCAUAUAUUAUUUAAGUUGUGACUGUGGUAGAGGAGCAGCAGCCGGGAGGAUACCGAGGCUGUUCGCGGAGACAAAAGCUCGAGACCGCGCCGCAUCCUUCCGGUGCCCGCCCAGACUCCAGAGCAUCUCCGGGACACCGGCUACUGCAACAGACAAUACACAACUAUUACACACCACAGUGGCGCAGCAGCAGCAUGGAUGCUAGCAAGUAACACCUGCUGUAUUAGUUAACGAACAGUAGUACUUCCUAUAAUGGACUUUCCAGGUCACUUCCAACAUAUUUUCAAGCAGCUCAACCACCAGCGCCUCCAUGCUCAGCUGUGUGACUGUGUGGUGCUGGUUGGAGGCCAGAGCUUCCAGGCUCACCGCUCCAUCCUGGCGGCAUGCAGCUCCCACUUCCGGGCUCUUCUCAGCUCCAGUGACGGCGGUGAUGAUGCUGGAGCUGACACAGGUGGAGGUGGAGGCCCCAGUGUGAUGCAGCUAGAUCCAGAGGUGGUGACCCCGGAGGCCUUCUCCACCUUGCUAGACAUGAUUUACACCUCCACCCUGUCUCUGGGGGCCUCCAAUGUGAUGGAUGUGCUGUUGGCGGCGUCGCAUCUGCACCUUAACACGGUGGUCAAGGCCUGCAAGCUCCACCUGUCCAGGAAGAACUUCCCUGCCUCACCGCCUAAAGGGUGGAGGUCAGUGCAGCAGCAGCAGCAGCAGCAGUGUCCCCCUGUUGAGGAGGACAUCCAUGAGAAGGAGGUGGGAGCGGAGGUGACUCAGUCGGGUGAGGAAAGGAGGAAAGUCAGUGGCGAGCAGAGAUGUAAGAGGAAGUCAGAUGAGGAAAGGCUCGGUGACAGAAAGAGGUCCUGCAGGCUGCCUGAGGAGAACUACAAGGAGUGUUCACCUACUGUAACCAGGAGCACCGUCAGCACAGAUGACAGAAGGGAGGAGCUGCUGUCCCCGGACUGCUUGAAGACAACCGUUGGACUCUGGGAGGGCCGAGGCGAGGAGGAGGUGGAGGAGAAAUACGAAGCAACCAAAGGAGAGUCAGAGGAGAUCCAGCUGCCAAGCCAGUCGGACAGCAGCACAGGUGGUGCGGAUGGAGACACGGUGGUCAAAGUCAAGGUGGGAGAAGAGAUGGAGGACGAGGGAGAGGAGUCGAAGAUGGCGUUGAUUGAGGUGAAAAGGGAAAAUCUGAGCUCCUACUCGCCAGAUGUGGACGCAGCAGCCAACAAUUCCCCUCCAACUCCACUUCAAGGCUGCAUGGAUAAUUUGGACUCACAGAUAAGUGGAGAGAAGCUGUCCUCAGCCUGUCCAACGGAGGGCGAUGUGACCUCUUUACAGUCUCAGCUGUGCACAGACCUUCAAACUGAAGCACAGAGAGAGGCUGAAGAUUUGGGCGAGGACUCAGUAGACACUGGUGAAGGCCUGGACAGCCUGUCAGAGCUGGCCUUCUCCUGCUUCCUCAAUCCCAGCAGCGAGAGUGUAAUGGGAGCUCUGGAGGAAGAGGACAGCCUGGCGAGCCUUACUGCUGCUGCUACUGCUGCUGCUUCUGCUGCUAGUGAUGCUCCUGCAGCAGCCGGAGAUGAACUGUGUCAAAACUCAGAAGCCCAGUCCUCCGGUUCCUCCUCCUGCUCUUCCUCCUCCUCCUCCUCACUUGUUUUCCCAGUGUCCUCCGUCCCGUUGCAGCAGCUUCUCCCGACUCAAGGCUCUGGUUUCAGCGACACGCUCAUCCUCCAGCCUGCCCAGAACUCUCUGGCAGAGUUCCUGAGCGGCAUCAGACCAGGCCUCAGUCUAGAAACCUCCCUCGUCCAACCCUCCAGGGCCGGGAAAAGCUCAGGGCCGACCACCUUUCGUCGCAUCGCCCCCAAAGUGCCACCUGGAUCGGAAGGCGGCACCGAUCGGUCCUGUGCGUCAGUGGGGGAGGCUGCUGAUCGUCCGCCUCUGACCAGAGCGUCAGAGGAUGUUCUAUCCAAGUGCAAGAAGGCAGCUGCUGAGGACCACGUGCUGCUGGUGGAAGGGGAGAAGAAGUACGCCUGCAAGAUCUGUUGCAAGACCUUCAUGAACCUGACCGACUGCAAGAAGCACAUUCGCGUCCACACGGGAGAAAAGCCGUAUCCCUGCCCGAAGUGUGGCAAACGCUUCAGCCAGUCGUCCCAUCUGUACAAGCACUCGAAAAACACCUGCCUGAACUGGAAAGAUGACCAGUCAUUCCCAGACAAUCUGCUCUGACCUGCACUGAUCUAGUGGAUGUUUUUGAGAAAAUGCACUACGUAAACCUGAUUAUUUAUUACCCCAUACUGCCCCAGUCAAAUGAUUUUUACAAGAAAUCUAAGUCGAUUCGCUGAUGUAAUUCUUACGUUUUGUUUCAUGUUAUUUAUGUUCUAAACUUUGUUGUGAUUUUGUUUUAUUAUUCCAUGAAAUGAAACCAAUAAGAUGUAGCCAAACUGAUGUGAAUGCACUGAAAAUAUUCUCAAAGAAUAACUUGUUUCUGUUUAAUAGCUGCAAAUAAAUUACACAGUCAGUCUUAAGUCUGUUUCGAUCAUAAAGAAUAUGCAACACACACAGA